Oryzias melastigma (Indian medaka) is the source of this 1726-nucleotide messenger RNA. It is a transcript of the gene tspan33b, whose product is annotated as tetraspanin 33b. The coding region runs from base 849 to 1661 and encodes 270 amino acids. Gene Ontology annotation, cellular component: membrane. The record is from RefSeq and is a predicted model, not a curated record. The transcript has 8 exons. Lineage: Eukaryota; Metazoa; Chordata; Actinopteri; Beloniformes; Adrianichthyidae.
UUUCAGAAAUGUAAAGUAGAAAAUCAAAAUGAUGCAUCAUUGAAAACGGUUAUUGAUGUGUGAGAUUAAGAUCAGGGUUUUAGCUCGUAUUCCAUAAAAAAAAAGCUAGAAUCAAUCUCAUUAAGUCUUGGUGUUUGUGUGGCGGGGGGCCGGCGUACCUCAGGGACUUCAUGUCCUUCUACCACUCCUCAGAGGAAUAACUAAACAGCAAAACAACCCUGUGAUUAUGCAUUCAUAAACUGUGUUCCAGCUGCCAAGGACACCUCAAACUACUAUUUAAAAUUCAAUCGCCCACCGGUGAAUCUCUCAAACAUUUGUAGUCGCCUUUCCCUUCUGGAUAAUCUAUAAUCCAUGCAGCUGCACAGGCAGAUUAUCGAUCAACGGCAGUCGAUUACCUGCAGACUUCAACAAUAAACUGUUGAUUUCAUUGUUGUAUUUGCAAACAAAAAGACCCUCAAGUCCAAACAGGAAAAGCGGAUUAAUCAACUGAAUUUGAUGGUUUUUCAAAGAUGUCCUUCACCGUCUGAAAGUCACGGCAGCCUGACGGGAAACGUGGCGGUCGGUUCUGACGGAGAGGAGGCCGCAUGCUGAGCUGAAAGAGGAAGAGCGGGAACGCCGUCAUUCAGCUGCAGUCAGCCAGAGAUAUUUUUUGACCCGUCAGCCCACAUGGACGCUUCUGGGGGCUACCGGCACGGCGGGGCAGCGUCACAGACCCUCUUUUUAGAAACUCCACACCCCAGCGGUCCCUCUCGUCACACGCCUGUGGACGCUAUGAGGGUGGGGGGGGUCUGCAUGAAAGUAAAAGUCACUGCAGCUCUGGAUGAGAAAUCCACUUAAAAACAACAACAAUGGAGAGGGAGCUGAGUCUGAACCGGGCCGAGACCUUCUCCUUCGUCAACCCCUGGAUCCGAUACUUCCUGUUCUUCUUCAGCUUCCUGUUUUGGGUUUUCUCCUUAUUGAUUGUUGCCAUCGGGGUCUACGCUAAAGUCCAGAAAGCCACAGAAACGGUGCGGGACACGUUCCUGGUCGACCCGGCCGUCAUCCUCAUCGUGGUGGGCGUGGUCAUGUUCUUCAUCACGUUCUGCGGCUGCAUCGGAGCCCUCAGAGAGAACAUUCGGCUCCUCAAGACGUUCUCCUUCAGCCUGACUCUGGUCUUCCUCAUCCACCUGGCCAUAGCCAUCCUGGGCUUCUUCUACUCCGAUCAGACCCGCGAUGCUUUGGAGAAGUUUGCGCGGAAGGCCAUCGUGCACUACCGGGACGACCUGGACCUGCAGAACCUCAUGGACUACAUCCAGAAGGAGUUCAAGUGCUGCGGGUGGAACGGCUACACCGACUGGUCUUGGAAUCUGUACUUCAACUGCACUGGUGAGAACCCCAGCAAGGAGCGCUGCGCCGUGCCGUACUCCUGCUGCACUCCCGUCCCCGGAGAGGCCGUGAUCAACACCAUGUGUGGCUUCGGGGUCCAGACCCAAAAGUAUCUGGAUGCAAACAAGUCGAUAUACCCCGUGGGCUGCGCGGACAGAGCCGUGAUGUGGAUCGAGACCCAUCUGCUGCUGGUGGGGGCGCUCACGCUGGGUCUGGCCUUGCCUCAGAUCGCCGGCAUCGUGCUGUCGCAGAUCCUCAUCUCUCAGAUCCAGGAUGAGAUUACCUCGUUUUCAUGAGCGGGACGGUUUACGGUUCCUGAAGGCAUCUGAGGAGCGCGAGGACAUUUCUGCUGCUUUACAAC